AUGUUGUGUUACCAGCUGGAUAUCAAGAAGAAGAACGAGCUCUGGUCUCUUAUUGGUCCACACCCGGUGAGAUUUUCACUGAUUGAGUUCGAGCACCUCACCGGUCUAAACUGCAAAUAUAUUGAGAACUUGGAUAAUCCGGCUCUAGAGGUGACAGAUGAGUUGGCUCGUUUCUGGGAGCUGAUGGGUGUGGAUAUUGAUGCUGGUCCAAAUACCUUGCAAAUAAUAGCAGCAUGUAAGAGAUGUCAAGAGUGGUCUCGGGUUGACCGCAUGCGCCUGGGAUACCUCGCCAUCUACUUAGGAUAUAUUGAAGAGAAAAAGAACUCAUCCGCUACACGGGCGAACCCUGUAAGGCUAGUGAUGGAUUUGGAAGAAUUUGAGACGUACCCAUGGGGGAGACUGGCUUUUAAGUGGUUGAUAGACUCUCUGAAGCGCAAAAAUUUUACAAAGACUUAUACCAUAGAUGGGUUUGUUCAAGUUCUCCAAGUUUGGGUCUACUUUGCUCUGCCCGACUUUACUGCAGCCUUUGGGAAGCCCAUACGAAACAAACCGAGUCCCCCUUUGCUGGCUUACAAGGGACACAAAGGACGAAAAUUUGUCAAAGAGGGUAUCACCACACAGACUCGCGUGGUCAACUAUGUGGCGAAGGAGAUAGGUGAAAUGUUCCUUCAAUGGGACAAUGAUGUUGGUGAUGUGGCGGUUGAAAACUUGUUGAUGUUCAUGUUUUCUGCUAAAGCUAAUUGGAAUUGGACUCAGGAGUGCUGGCCAGUCAAAGGUAUUAAGACGUGGACCAAUCUUGUCUAUAUGAAGCAAGAACCUCCUCAGUUCCCUGUCAACGAAGAAAGAAGAGCUCGGAAAAAAGCUCAUACAGAGGCUUAUACAGAAUUUCUUCCAUCAGAGGAUCAUAUAGAGCCUCCACUAGAGUCUUUUGUUGCUAGGAAUAAGCUUACGGGAGGAGAGAUUGAGCAAAUGUUCAAGGAGAUGACGAAAGUUAUGACUGUUGGGUUUAGUGAGUGCGUAAAAGAGAUGAAGCUUAUUUGGGAUAGGAUGGAAUCUGUGGAGAAGAAGGUGGGAAUGAACCAGAAAGGCACUGACUCUAAUGAACUUCAACUAACACUUUCAGACCCGAAUACGACUGCACGCGAACCAGGGGUUAGUACCAAACCCUCUUCCAAAAUACGAGUGCUGCGAAAUACUAGGCAAAAUACUAAGAUACCGUAG
This is a messenger RNA of Raphanus sativus (radish), 1221 nucleotides long. RefSeq lists its product as uncharacterized. Lineage: Eukaryota; Viridiplantae; Streptophyta; Magnoliopsida; Brassicales; Brassicaceae. The transcript has 2 exons. The record is from RefSeq and is a predicted model, not a curated record. The coding region runs from base 1 to 1221 and encodes 406 amino acids.